This is a messenger RNA of Thunnus maccoyii (southern bluefin tuna), 4751 nucleotides long. RefSeq names its product contactin 1b (gene cntn1b). Gene Ontology annotation, biological process: brain development; cell-cell adhesion. Lineage: Eukaryota; Metazoa; Chordata; Actinopteri; Scombriformes; Scombridae. The transcript is spliced from 24 exons. The record is from RefSeq and is a predicted model, not a curated record. The coding region runs from base 190 to 3318 and encodes 1042 amino acids. Gene Ontology annotation, molecular function: cell-cell adhesion mediator activity.
UUGAACGGGACGCUCCGGCGGGUGGGCUGUGGGAUGAUGCGGUUCGGGUCCAGGUGUUCCAUGCGAACUGUGCACUGAUAUUUCCCAUUCUGCCGCAAAGUUCAUGUUCUGUCCGUCAAUUUCUUGUCUGUGUCCUUCUGUCCAUCCGUCUAACUCACGAGGCUUCAGUGAGUUAAUCUAUCGACUGUGAUGGCUUUCUCGGCUUUACUGCUACUGGCCCUCUCCUCCUCUGUCUCCCUCACAGUGGGAGUCCUGUUUGGUGAGCCCAGAAUAUAUGGAGAGGAUGCUACUGGCUAUGGCCCCAUCUUUGAGGAGGAGCCUGUGGAUGUGGUCUAUACUGAGGACUCACCCGAUGGGAGAAUCUCCAUGAACUGCAGGGCACGGGCCAACCCACCAGCCUCAUACAGGUGGCGCCGUGAUAACUGGGAGAUCAAACUGAUGGAGCAGCCAGACGAGCACUACAGCCUGGUGGGGGGGAACCUGGUUAUCACCAACCCUAAACGCAAGAAGCACGGUGGAACUUAUGUCUGUGUGGCCCGAAACAUCUAUGGCACAGUCAUCAGCAAGGAGGCCAGGGUCAAGUUUGGAUAUGUGGAGGAGUUUCCCCAGGAGGAGAGAGACCCUGUGUACGUCAAAGAGGGACAAGGGGCAGUUCUGCUGUGCCGCCCUCCAAAAGCCUGGCCACAGGAGGUGACCUACCGCUGGAUCUACAAUGAGUUCCCAGUGUUCCUGCACACAGAUCAUCGUCGGUUUGUCUCUCAGAAGACGGGGAAUCUUUACAUCUCCAAGGUGGAAGCUCAGGAUGCAGGAAAUUACUCUUGCUUUGUUUCCAGUCCCAUCAUCGGGAAGAGCGUCUUCUCCAAGUUCAUCCCCCUCAUCCCAUCACCACCCGAAGAUGGUGAGGAGAGAAAAUACCCAGCAGACAUCAGGGUCAAGUUCCCAGACACGACUGCCAUGCUUGCUUCUAAUAUUACAUUGGAGUGCUUUGCUCUGGGAAACCCCAUUCCUCAUAUUGUUUGGAGAAAAGUGGAUGCCACUGACCUCCCGCCAAAUCAUGAGAUCAGUGAAUCAGGAGCUGUGCUUCACCUGUACAAUGUACAGUAUGAAGAUGUGGGAGCAUACGAGUGUGAAGCCAUCAACACUAAAGGAAAGGACUGGCACAAGGCUUGGCUCUAUGUGGAGUCUGCUCCAGAAUGGGCAGAGACAAUCAACAACACUCAGAUCGACAUCGGCUCAGAGCACACCAUGCGCUGUGUGGCAUCAGGGAAGCCCUUCCCUUUCAUCCGCUGGUACAAAGAUGGAUAUAUGUAUGGGAAAGGGGAGCUGAAGUUUUCCAGUCUGACUUUCGAUGACUCUGGGAUGUACCAGUGUAUCGCUGAGAACUACUGGGGCAUCAAAUAUGCCAAUGCUGAGCUGCGAGUGAUUGCCUGUGCUCCAACAUUCGAGUUUAACCCUGUGAAGAAACAGCUUCUUGGGGCUGAAGAUGGCCGUGUGGUGAUCGAGUGUAAACCUCGAGCAGCUCCUAAACCUCGCUUCACCUGGACAAAGGACAAAGAGCUGCUCUUCAACAAUUCACGCAUUUCCAUCAUGUAUGAUGGGAGUCUGGAGAUCCUCAAUGCCACCAAAAAGGAUCAGGGCCUCUACACCUGCUUUGCUGAGAACGACAGAGGAAAGGCCAACAGCUCAGGCUAUCUCAAAAUCACAGAGGCGACCUCCAUCACAGUGGCUCCUGAAGACACUGAGGUUAAGGUUGGUGAUGAGGUGAUUCUUAGCUGCACAGCUAAAUUCGACCCCAUGCUGGACAUCACCUUCAUCUGGGCCAUAGACUUCAGAGUCAUUGACUUUGACUCCGAGUGGCAACACUACGAACGCGUUGUGAGUGAAGACGGUAGUGGGGACCUGAGAAUAAAGAACGUGCAGAUCUGGCAUGAGGGUCGCUACACCUGCACAGCUCAGACUGUGGUGGACAGCGAUACAGCAUACGCCGACCUCAAGGUUGUAGGUGUUCCCGGGCCUCCUGGUGUGAUCCGUGUGGAGGAGAUCGGGGACACGUGGGUGAAGCUGUUGUGGACUAAAGGAGCGGAGCAUAACAGCCCCAUUCUCAGCUACACCAUUCAGACCAGGCACUACUGGGCUCUUUACGAAGAUGACUGGAGGGACGCCAGCACCUCUCCAGCCUUUCUUGAUGGCAGUGUGGAGAGGGCAGAGGUGACAGACCUUUACCCCUGGAUGGAGUAUCAGUUCAGGAUCAUUGCCACGAACGAGUAUGGCUCUGGAGAGGCCAGCAUCCCCUCCCUCAAGAUCAAAACCUGGGAUGCACCUCCAGUAACUUCGCCCACAGAUGUGGAAGGUUAUGGAGGUAGAAAUGGCGAGAUCGUCAUCACAUGGACACCUGUGCAGCCAUGGUAUUUCUACGGCAAGAAAUUUGGCUACAUCGUGGCAUUCAAGCCUCAUGAUGCUUACGACUGGUGGUACGAGACCAUCUCAGAUCCAGAGACGAGGCGUUAUGUCCACAGAGACUCCUACUUCAUUCCGACUGAGGAAGACUUCCAGGUGCGAGAGUUUCAGGUGAAGAUCAAGUCCUUUAAUGUGAAAGGAGACGGACCCUACAGUCUCACCAAGGUCAUCUACUACCCACGAGAUGUACCUACAGAGUCUCCGACAGACGUCUAUGCCAGGCCAGUGUCUUCCACAGAAGCUCUGGUGUGGUGGCUGCCAGUGGUCGACACUGGAACAGGCCUGCAGCAGUACAUCGAGGGAUAUCAGGUCAAAUAUUGGAGAAAAUACGAUGACCCGGAGCCAGGAGCCAAUCGUAUAUUUGUUUCAGCUAAAGUCAAUCAAACCAGGUUGGAGAACAUGCUGCCAGACUCACACUACCUCAUUGAGGUCCGUGCCUUCAAUGGAGCUGGCCUCGGACCCCCUGGUGAACACUGUGAGAUGUUCACAAAGAGACCACCACCACCUGAAGCUCCCAGGGUGUGGCGCUAUAUCAGCUGGACCGGAAAGUGGUUGUACGUGUGGUGGGAUCAUAUCCAGUACGACUGGUUUGGCAAUAUUUCUUUCCCACUGUACUACAAGGUCAUGUUCAGAAAGACUGGCUACAUCUAUGGGAAAGUCUACAUCACUGGUUGGCACUUCAUGGACUUCCCCAUGCCUCAGCUUGAAGACUAUGAGCUGAUGGUGCGCGGCCGUUAUGAGGGAGGAGAUGGUCCAAUCAGGAAGAUUAGUAUUCUGGGUAAAGCAUCCAUGACCACGCCCACUCUAAGCCUUGUGUCUUUGGUGCUGCUGGCGCUGUGCAUUGUGGGAUUGGAAAUGUAAGCCUGCCACACGCAACAUGUAUAUAAUAGACUCUGGGAAACAACUGUGUGGACCUAAUAAAAGAUCAAGUCUUCACCUUCAAACACUUCAAUUGGUGCAUCCUUCCUUUGCACUGGUAGUUAUGGUUAAGAUCCCACAUCCCACAUCAUGCAUGUGUCCUGCGUUUGUUCUGUUGUUACACCACACUGGAAGAUGUUGCUCCACAAAAAUAGAAUUGGAUGUUGGCCCCACCACUUUUUAUGGACUUACUUUAUCCUUUAAAUGAAGAACAGAACAGUGCACAGGACUGUAGGAUAAAUGCAGUCAAACAUGGGACUACUACAUUGGACACAACUGUUAAAGAGAAGAUUCAAAAUUCCCUCUUUCAAAUCCAGAUGUUCUUUAUCCAAGUCACUCCAAAGUCAAAAUGAAUGAAGACAGAUGUUAAUUGUUGGAUAUAAUGAUAAGAAACUUCAUUCUGUGAACAAGCUCUCCACAAAGUCAUAUAGGGAUAAAUGCAUCAAGAAAAGUCAUUUUUAAGUUAUGUUUGUUAAAUGACAGUACUAUCACCACAGCAAUAUACCCUGUCCUUCUCUCGUCAUUCAACUUUCAUUAUUUUCUAAUUGCUCUUGUUUGGAGUUGAAUUAAGCUGGACAUACAGUACACCAUGGUAGAAUUAAACCCAAAGAUUAGGCAAAUAUUAUUUAUAAUGAGCACUAGCAAUCUCUCAGAUGGUCCAAGCGAUGAAUAGUAUCUAAAGAAGUAUAUAAUAAUCACUGCAUUAGGUUUGAAAUGAGCAGAGGAGGAUGAGCGAUUUGUGUGUGUGUGUGUGUGUGUGUGUGUGUGUGUGUGUGUGUGUGUGUGUGUAGAUUUUAUGAAGGUGCAAUGCUUAUUUGCAAAUUCUAUCCUUGAAGUCCACUCAAUAUAUGAAAUAUUUUAAAUAAGAGUAUUCUUCACAACCACAAGGACACUGCUGUACAUUCUACAAUUUCCCUUUUUGUUUAAUGUUUUUUAGAUUUGAAAUUUUCAAAAGGUGCUGUGUGACAGAUAUAUCACUUUGAUCAAAUCUUCCUUUGAGAGCAAUGAUGACAUUUGACAGUCACAAAAUGGUACAUUUGAAGGAACUGUGAGGCCAGGGUUGGACAGAAAUUGCUGUAUAUCAAACGUAUCUGUAUGUUAAUUUCCUUUGGUCUGUCAGGCUGCGAAACCAUUAAACAGAGUACAAAAAGAAUGUUUGAGAAUUAUUACUAUUUUUCUAAGUUUUAAUCCAUUCCUGAUUCGCCACUUACCUAGUGUUUAACUUGUAAAUCCAUCUUGUCCAUUUCUGAAAUUGGCAUGUGUAGAUGAAACCAUUUGACUCUUUGGAGUCAGUUUGGAAUCAUAAAACUUUCCUUCACAAUGUUAGAAAGUAUUUAAUCCACCUUUAGAUUUCUCUAAAGCAGCAAUAGUAUUCA